Sebastes umbrosus (honeycomb rockfish) is the source of this 5094-nucleotide messenger RNA. RefSeq names its product transcriptional coactivator YAP1-like. Bases 204 to 1367 code for a protein of 387 amino acids. Gene Ontology annotation, biological process: positive regulation of transcription by RNA polymerase II; hippo signaling. Gene Ontology annotation, molecular function: transcription corepressor activity; protein binding; transcription coactivator activity. The record is from RefSeq and is a predicted model, not a curated record. Gene Ontology annotation, cellular component: nucleus; cytoplasm. NCBI's taxonomy places the organism in Eukaryota, Metazoa, Chordata, Actinopteri, Perciformes, Sebastidae. The transcript has 10 exons.
GUGAAAAAAAGUUUUGGAGGUCUCAGCUGAAAUCACUUUUCUCCAACUUAGUUUCUCAUAUAUGUUUUUGUUUUUUUCACUUGAGGAAGCUUCUAGGAUCAGGAAUACGGAGAGAGAGAGCGAGAGAGAGAGAGAGAGAGAGAGGGGGGAAACGGUCUGGCUGCUUGAAGAUUUUUAGUUUCGACACCAAAAACUUUGGCGACAUGGACGCGCACCGCGGCGGCGCGCCUCCGGUCGGGCAGCAGAUCGUGCACGUCCGCGGGGACUCGCAGACGGAGCUGGAGGCCCUCUUCAGCGCCGUCAUGAACCCCAGCAAGACGGCCAGACAGCCGUCCUCAGUGCCCAUGAGGAUGAGGAAGCUGCCGGACUCCUUCUUCAGGCAGCCGGAUUCCAGAGGACACUCCAGACAAGCCAGUUCGGAUGGAGGUGUGUGCGGCUCCCUCACUCCGCAUCACGUCCGCGCCCAUUCCUCCCCUGCCUCCCUCCCAGUCAACUCCCUCUCCACUCAAGCAGCAGAUGUAGCGGCGGCACCGAUCAUACCUGACGACGUGCCACUCCCCCACGGUUGGGAAAUGGCCAAAACGCCUACUGGCCAACGUUACUUCCUCAAUCACCUGGAUAAGACAACCACUUGGCACGACCCCCGACUUUCGCAGCUCCAGUCAGCUGUGGCUCAGCAUCCCAUCUCUGGCACUCCGAUCCACAGCCACUCCCUCAGCAACCCAGCACCCACUACACAACCACAAAACAUCAAUCCAGAGACAGGUCCACUGCCUGAAUGCUGGGAGAAGGCUGUGACUGCAGAUGGAGAGGUGUACUACAUCGAUCACAUAAAUAAGUCCACCGCAUGGGUCGACCCGCGUCUAGCCCAGAAGAUGAACCCUGGCAUCCUUGGCUUGGCACUGCAGCAAAGGCAGGAAAAGGAAAGGCUCAGAUGCAAACAAGGCCUCCCUCCGCAAAUCACACAGGAGGCAGGAGGAAGGAACCAGAUGCCCGGUGGGAUGGACCAUGACAGGAACGCACAGACACUUGUCCCUUCUCUGGAUGUUAGGAUCAGAGCCUCCAACCACGAACCCACACUUAAUGGUGCUCACUCUCGCAACGAGAGCACUGACAGCGGUCUGAGCGUCAGCAGCUUACCCCGCACGUCAGACCACAUGUUGAGCUCUGUGGAUCACAUGGACACUGGUGACUCCGGCGACUCCUCGAUGACCUUACAGGAGUCGAUGCCUGUGCUCCCGAUGUCUGAGAGCGAGGAGCUAAUGCCUUGCAUCCCCGAGGGUCUCAGUUCAGACCUUCUGAUGGACAUGGAGACCGUACUCUCUGGGUCACACAUGGACAGAGACAGCCUGCUCACCUGGCUAUAGACACACCCAGCAACCGCCCCCAAAAUAUGGAUUGACAUCAAAUCUUCGUGACACGACUGAGAAAUCUGGAGAAACUUUGGCUUCAAAAGUGGUACAGAGGGAAAAUGCUACUGUUGUGUGAUGGAUCCUAACACUACUCGCCCCCCCCCCCCCCCCCCCCCCCCCUCCCCCGAGGAAUGAAAAAAACUCACUCUCGCAGAAGGUGGUAAGCUGCUGGUGUUCUCCUCUUUUUGGGUCUGGUUUUACAGAGAUGCAUGACGGAGCAUCCAUAUUUUUACAACGCUCCUUUCCUUUUAGUCAUCGACCCCAGAUGAUGCUCCCCACGUCUCUGGUAAAGUGCGUCACAGCUAAUUUUAGAGUACAGAUUUGUUUUAUUAUCCCCACAUGGGUAAUAGUGUUUGCAACAAAACUUUUAAAAACACAGUGUCAAGUCAAUGAAGUCUGCAUGUAGCAGUUGCGUAAAUGCAAAAAAAAAAAAAGACAUGUUCAACUAACAUAAAAGUUGCUGAAAAAUCUCCACAUUGCCCUGGUUACCUCAUAUAGGCUUGUGGGAUAAAAGGGCAACAUCUAGUGCUACUACCUCUAAGCAGACUGUAAUUUGUGGUUUUAAUGCUCCUAGUUGUCCAAAACGUGUUCUUAACAAGCGUCAGGACUGAGAGCAAGAGAUGAAUCAAAGAAAUGAUCUGCAUUAACACUACAUUGAUUCAAGAAAAUCAAAAAUAAUGCUCAAAAUAAUCAAAUCAGGGGGAGAGGACGCCCUCUUGUGGUGAGCCAGUAGAAGAUUAAGAACACUAAUAAGAGGUUUUACUCUCAAACUUUCAGCUAAGAUGCUCACAAGCCAAAAAAAAAGUAUUAAAACCCUCAUCAGAGUCACUUAUAAGUCUGUGUGGUAUAUCUUUGAAGUUUUUCAUAAUUAAUUUAAGGAGGAUAAGCUUUAUCUUUGGUCACAGUGGAGACUUCUUUCCGAACAAAUCAAAGCCUUCACAUUUAGAUUAAUAAAGGCUACAGGAUAUGGAAUCAAUAAAGUGUGUUUUAGGACUUCUCUUUACAGAAAGGAAAGCUGGGUUAUAAAGAGGAUGUCUACAGUAAAUGGACACAUGUUCAGUAUAAUGCAAUACAACACAACACAGGGUUUCCCCCAGGAAACUGUAAUCCUGACGCAUCUGGUCUUCUGACAAAUUUAGUCCCAUUAGGUAUUAGGGAUGCACCAAUCCGACUUUUUCAGUCCCGAUACCGAUAGCGAUACCUGGGCUUCGGUCAAUACUGAUCAGAUACCAGUGUUAAUUAAUAAACUGUAUGCCUCACUGUGUGGAAGUGAAUGGAUCAUUCUGUUAUGUGUAAGGCAACAUCAGGCUUGACUUGAACAUUACCUUCCUAACUUUAUAAAACUAAAUAUGACAAAUAAAUACAUAGAUGUACAUUUACUGAAUUGUUUAUUUUAUUAUUAAAAUAAUAUAUCGUAUACCAUCAACUUGGUAAAAAUCUUCAAAACGAUCAGGAAUUACAAUUCAAGUGUAAACAUUUUUAAUGUAGCAACAAAUUGAUCAAACUCAGACAGGAAUUAAAAUGUCAGUAUAUAAUGUAUAUAGUAAAUAAACACAGUAUUGAAUUUAUCCGAUCCAUCUAUUUGAGUCAGUCGGUAUCGGUGCAUCCCUACAGAAAACCCUGCAACAGCCUUGCUAUAAAAUCCCCUUUUUUGAAGUUACUAAUAUUCAGGUUUCGUUAAUACUAUUUUAGUUUUUGUUGUUGUAUUGGAUUGCAUUUUAUUGUAAAAAUGUCCAGUUAUUUUGUCCACUCCAGCAUUGAAUAUAAGCUUCACAAUGGUAGUAUUUAUUGGAGAUUUGUUUUAUGGGAUGAUGCAUGAUAUUGUACAGUUGUGAUAUUAUUAUGUCCACCCCUUGUUUAAGAAAUGAUGCCACAUAGUCGCCAUCAGGGCCAGAGCAGCUUCUACACUGGCUCUGAAACAUAAAUUAAAGAUAUUCAAUUAAUCAUUUUUCUCACAUUUCCCACUAUUGGCUUAAUACAUUCCUAAUAAUUUACUUUUUCACAUCUUAAACAUUUAUUCAUUCAGUGGCAUCAUAGGUUUGUUUUUAGUCUAUGGAAAUGAAUUACACAACAGAAGCAAGUUUCAACAUCUUAUAAUAAAUGAUCAUAUUUUAUGGACGCUUAUGGAUUAGAUGCCUGGACAGACGAUUAGACUGUUGUCAGGCUAUUAAUUAGGCGUUAUCAGUCGCUAUAAGCCCCAUAGAUGUGGGUCAAUAGGGGACUACUACACCCACUAGUAGGCUUUAUCACAUGGUAGAUCAUCAAAAGAAGGUAUAAAGGAACACGUCAGCAACCUCUAGUGACUGUAGUGAUUAUGUCAGGAGCAGAAAUGGAAGUUAGGCGCUGAACCCAAAUCAGGAUGUUUUUUCGCUAAACUUCAGUGAUUUUUGUUGCCUAAACCUAAAGAAGCCUUUUUGUUUGUGUUCAAAAAGUGACGUUUAAUUCAGUUUUACAAUAUGUUAGAACGUGUUGCUUUUACCUUUCACUUUUACAACACAGUAGGCUUAGUAGGCCUCUAGUGACCCACAUCUAUGGUGCUUACAGCGACUGAUAACACCUAUUUAAUGGCCUGAUAACUGUCGAAUCGCGUGCACCGGAACAGUAGAAAAAAAAACACAUUCAAGCUUCUAAAGCAGAGCAGCAUGGUUUGCUAAAUACUUGGCAGUGAUGUAAAAUGUAUGUCAUUUGUUGUAAAUACACUAAAAAUGCAAAAUCACUGGUAGAGUCCUUUUUAAAAUAAUCCUGUAAUAAUCAGUGCCAUUAAGAUAUUAGUUUGCUACCACUCUAUAGGGUUAUAAUUAUCUCUGUUUUCCACUAUUAAAGAGCCAUUUUGUAAGUGGGAAUGAGGAAAUAUUGUGCUUUAAAAAUGGACUUAAUUUGGAGAGUCAAGGACCCUGUUGUGCCUCCUCAGAAAAGCAACAUACUAAUUGCGGAUGCUGUGUUCUUGGUAUAUUUUGUUCUAACUGCAAGUGCUAUCUGGUGCUGUAAUACAGAAGGCAAUCGUUAAUAAGGGGAGCUCUUUAAUUCUCCCUUUUAGUUAAACUAUAUAAUAAGUAUAUAAUCUGUUUUUUAUCCGCUGGGUUGUUUCUGCAGUGUGUUUUUAUAUUUUAUCUGAAUUUGAAGCUGUUAAUUAUUGGUGAGUGUUUCUUCUAACCAGCUUCCUUUAUUUAUAUAUAUAUAUUUAGAGAGAGAGAGAGAGAUCUAUAGAUAUAGAUCUAUCCAUAGACAGAUCUAUAUCUAUAGAUCUAUCUAUAUCUAUAGAUAGAUCUAUAUUUAUAGAUAGAUCUAUCUAUAGAUAUAUACAGUAUUUAGAGGCAAAGACUACAUUCACAACAUCCACAAAUAAAGAGCCAAGUCACCUUAUCUUUUCUAAAUCAAAGUACCAUGGGCCUGGAGCGACUUACUGUUCAUACACGUAAUGCAACACACUACCUAGCCUUUUAUUUAUCUCAGCAUGCAUGACACUUGCUAUGUAUGUUACAUAUAAUUAUCUUUACUAUCCUAUUUACAGAGAGUUUGGAGGCAAUCAGACUUGUUUUGUACCUAUGCAUGUGCUUUAUAUAAAUAUAUUUCUUCUUACUCUCACUGUAAUCAUUUUAAAGGAGUUUCUGUUUAAUAAACUUUUAAAUACACCUGGCAAGUAGUAGUUUCUAGUGUGGCUUGUCCAAUGGUUGUAAAACUA